Messenger RNA from Microtus oregoni (creeping vole), 1488 nucleotides. RefSeq names its product fibronectin type III domain-containing protein 4-like. Gene Ontology annotation, molecular function: protein binding. The coding region runs from base 381 to 932 and encodes 183 amino acids. The record is from RefSeq and is a predicted model, not a curated record. Lineage: Eukaryota; Metazoa; Chordata; Mammalia; Rodentia; Cricetidae. The transcript is spliced from 7 exons.
GAAGGAGGCGGCUGGCUGGCCCGGACGGUCACAUCCCGCUGCAGGGGACCAGCCUCGGCCGCCGCACUGUCCUCUGCACCGGGGACACAGGCCAGCUGCCAGGCCUCGCCGGCAACGCCCUCUGCUCCGAGACAGACUAUGCGUGGCCCUCGGGAACGCUGGGGGCCCCGCAGACUCACGGCCCGCGGCCACUCCGCCUCUGCCCUCUCUGCCCGCAGCUCGGCCGGCGCUGCCCGCCUAGGCGGUCCUGCGUCGGGAUGGGGUAGGGCCAGCGCCAGUCCGGCGAUGGGCCGCCCCCUGGGCACCGAACAACCCCCCGAGGCCUGACCGACCACGAGGACCCGGCAGGAUCCCCCCCCCCCCCCCUGGAUGUUAAGCGGAUGCCUCCGGGCCCCUCGGCUAACUCGGUGGAAACCAUGGCUUCUUUGAUGCCUCUUUCCCCAUAUCUGAGUCCCAAGGUCCUCCUGCUGGUCAGCUGUGACCUGGGCUUUGUGCGAGCAGACCGACCUCCCUCUCCUGUGAAUGUGACCAUCACUCAUCUCAGAGCCAACUCGGCCACUGUGUCCUGGGACGUCCCAGAAGGCAACAUCGUCAUUGGCUACUCCAUUUCCCAGCAAAAUUCUGAGUUAAGCCUCAUGCGUGUAAUCAGGGAGGUGAACAUCACCACUAGGGCCUGUGCUCUUUGGGGCCUGGCUGAAGACAGUGACUACACCGUGCAGGUCAGGACCGGGGAAGUGGUCAUCAUUGUGGUGGUGUUGCUCAUGUGGGCUGCUGUGAUCGGGCUAUUCUGCGGUCAGUAUGACAUCAUCAAGGGCAACGACUCCAACAACAACCCCAAGGAGAAGGGGAAGGGUCCUGAACAGAGUCCUCAGGGAAGGCCAGUGGGGACAAGACAGAAAAAGUCUCCUUCUAUCAACACCAUCGACGUUUGAGUGAACUGAGUGACUGAAGAACCAGAACCAGAAGAGAGAUGCACUGAUAAUGGGGGGUGGGGUCAGGGAGGCCUAAGUUGGUGAUCUCUCUGAGACUCCCACAAGGCUGUGCACUCCCAGAAUCCCAGGCUGGUACCCAUCCUCUUUCCACUGUGAGCAGGGCCAGAAGGUAGGUCUGUUAGAAUCUGUACCCCUGGACCUGGGAGUGGAUAUCAAAUGGAACAUCUCCUAUCUCCCAGGUCCAGGUGAGUCAUUUAUUCGACCCUAUCCCACUAGGUCCCAAAUGGGGCCCCAUCUCACCUGCAUCAGGACCAUUGGCAUCCACUAGCUGCCCCUACAGCUUGCCUCUGGGCCUCAGAGAGGGCUGUUUCUGUCUGUAUUGCCCUCUUCCACGGAGGAAGAGGAAGCAAGCAUCUGGGCCUCGAGGCAGAUGCCACACUGCACUACUCCAAUGUCUUCCACGGAGCCUCAGGUGCUCCCCCCUCACCUGGCAGUCCCUCUCGCUGCUGGUGAUCUCACCCCUGGGACAUUUUUCCAAUAAAGGUUCUUGGACAAA